This is a messenger RNA of Microdochium trichocladiopsis, 764 nucleotides long. RefSeq lists its product as uncharacterized. The record is from RefSeq and is a predicted model, not a curated record. The coding region runs from base 86 to 613 and encodes 175 amino acids. The transcript has 3 exons. NCBI's taxonomy places the organism in Eukaryota, Fungi, Ascomycota, Sordariomycetes, Xylariales, Microdochiaceae.
CACAGCCUACAACAUCUUCUCUUCCGCACCGGACCACAAUUAUCAGAGCAGUUCUUGCUUCUCUCAGCGUACUUCACCGCCCAAGAUGAAAUUCCUUAUCGCGUUCCUCGUCUCAGUAGUAGCCUUCGCCUCAGCUUCUGUUAUCGACCCGGAGAUCUCGCUCUUGAGGCGUGAGCUUGAGGACGCCGCCGCCACUGUCGAUGCCGACGUCGAUAUCGCCGACCACGCGCUUCCUGAUGGCAGCAAGAAGUUCGAUAUUACUAUUGAUGGCGUCUAUGAGGGCUCUGUGAUUGAAUCCCAGAACGGCACAGUUCAGAUAUUUGAUGUCGACGGAAACGAGAUUGACGCCGAUGACCUCGAUGAAGUCGAUGAGACCAUUUCGGAGGAUGGCACUGUUGUGAAGCGUAAUCUCUUCAAGUUCCUUCGCGCCUUGGCUGGACCCAUCAGGAAGUAUGGCUCUAAGUUCCUGAAAUAUGGCAAGUGUGUGGGAUACAGAACCAUGAUUGAGUGCGCCGAGCACGUCGGAGACUGUGCUAGGCAGGGAAUCCUGCCUUGGUAUUGUCUCCCUCUUCAGUGGUGCGCUGGUGUGCGGGCUAAGAACUGCCGAUGGUAAAUGAUUGUCCUCUCUAGUAGGAAACCUCGUGCUCUUGGGACGGGAUAUCUCUUAGAUAUGUCAUCGCCUGUUGGAGAGAGUUUGGAAGUUGCUGAUGGAGGAGGCAUUCAGCAUUCAGGUGGGAACAUUUGACUUUCUUGAAAUAUCAGAC